Molecule: messenger RNA, 955 nt
Organism: Chara braunii
Lineage: Eukaryota; Viridiplantae; Streptophyta; Charophyceae; Charales; Characeae
Source: the annotation of a GenBank genome assembly
GCGGUGUCGCUGAUGACGUGGAUGGGGAUGUGUUGGCGAAGCGAGCGAACAUAUUGAACAAAACGAUCGUUGGCCCGUUUGGCAGAGCCGACAGAAUUGGUCGAGGUAGUCGUCGACUGUUUUCUGUGGACGGAAGGUGGAGGUGAUCAUGGUGGCCCACUCAAGAAAGAAGUGAGGUGGAAGAUUGGCAUGAUGGCAGCUGGACAUUUCUGUGUACCACCAGCGAGUGGCGCCUUCCAGGAGUUUGGUGCCGCCAAUCGGGAGCCACUGGAUGAUGGGAACGUUAUGGAGGGAGAAGGCUUGUUGGAGUUUGGUAAGCAAGAGGAAGACGUCCUCAUGGUAUUGGUCAGAGAAGGUGGGGAUCUCGGCGAGGAAUGCUGGAGGGGCCGUAGCGGCGAGGGCAUUGAAGUCAAGGGGGUGUGGAUGACGUGCUGGCAGAGAGAGGUGGAUGUGGACGAGGAGGUACGUGGUGUAGAUGGGUGGGGGAAGGGUGACGGAGCCCGAGGUGGAGGAGGGGGCCAAGGUGGUGACGACCUGGAUGGUGGAGGCGGCGUACUGUUGUUCCAUGGUGGUUAUCGGGUCGGAAAGGCCGGAGACGGACGUUUGGAGGAAGUCGAGGGUGGCCUUCAUGGUGUUCAUGAGGGAGAAAAGGGUGGAGGAGUCAGCGGGGGCCUCCUGGGCAGGAGCCUGUUGGCCAGUAAGUUCGCGACGGAGGCUAUCGACAGACUGGUUGUUGAUGGAGUACAUGUUGAUGCGAUUCCUCGGCCAUCGCCAAGGAAACGGCCGGGGCGGUGGCGGUUGCUGGAGAAGCGGGCAGUGAUGACGUGGAGGCAUCUGCAGUGGCGGUAGCGGCGGCGGCAUCAGCAGCGACGCGCUGAGAGUUCUUGGUUUGGCGUGGCAUGCCCGAGGGGGGGAUUGAAAGCUUUUAUUUACAAAAUGAAGAGGAUUUUGAAAG